Chrysochloris asiatica (Cape golden mole) is the source of this 822-nucleotide messenger RNA. It is a transcript of the gene DMAC2, whose product is annotated as ATP5S-like. The record is from RefSeq and is a predicted model, not a curated record. The transcript has 6 exons. Lineage: Eukaryota; Metazoa; Chordata; Mammalia; Afrosoricida; Chrysochloridae.
AUGGCGGCGCCCAGAAUGUCCCUGUGCCUGGUGGCUCCUGUAUGGAGCAGGGGUGCCAGGGGCAUCGGUGGUUUGAGCAGGACGGUGGCCCCUGAGGGCAGUCCUAAGAAGAAGAAGAUGCUGGUCCACUUCCUGACUGACUACUUUUACGAUGUGCAAUUUCUGAGGGAGUACUUGUUCCAAAAGCAGAUGAUGAAGGUACACAAGGAAAAUCGGUCUUCCAGCUACAUGGAGAACCGAUACGGCCCAUACGUCGCAAGUGCUGUUUUCCUCCUGAAGCUGGGUGGCGCCGUCAAGUUUCGGGGCCAAGAGUGGAUCAGGCCAGAUGGGCGUGGCCGCUUCUCUCUUGACUUCCAAAAGUUCCGAAAGGUACCUGUGGAGGCGGUGGAUGCCAGUGGCUGUCCCCUCAACUACAAUGGCCUGGACAACCUCUUGCCCCUGAAGGAGCUGCAAUCCCUGUCUCUGCAACGCUGCCCCCAUGUGGACGACUGGUGUCUCAGCCACCUCUACCCGCUGGCUGACUCGCUGCAGGAACUCACGCUGGCUGGUUGUCCCCGCAUCUCCGAGCGGGGCCUGGCUUGCCUCCACCUCUUUCAGAACCUGCGCAGGCUGGACAUCUCAGACCUCCCUGCUGUCUCUAACCCAGGCCUCACGAAGAUCUUGGUGGAAGAGAUGCUACCCAACUGUGAAGUUCUAGGGACUGACUGGUCCCAGGGCCUUAAGUUGGCACCAGAACAGCAGUCUGGGGACACAGCCGGCCCUGUCCCUGCCUAGCCUCCAGCCCCUCCCUGUGAAAGCAAACUGCUCCUGCUUUUGGCUUAG